AUGAUCGGUUUAUGGCCUGACGAGAAAUUGAGCCGUCGACAAAAAUUCUGGGCAAGUUUGCGGGCUUUUAUCAUUUUCACUACACUGGUUUCCGCGAUCCUGGUUUCGAUCAUACCCGCGAUAGUUUCAUUGAUAAGAGUUUGGGGCGAUGUGAUAGCAAUAAUAGAUAAUUUCCAAAUUACGCUGCCGAUCUCAGUGAUUGCCAUGAAGAUCAUCAUCAUGUGGCUUCGAAGAAAAGAUCUCUCCACGGUUGUAAGCAUGAUCGUGGCGGAUUGGAUUAGGACGAAGACAAAAGAGGAGCGCGACACUAUGAUAAAGCAGGCGAGAAUUGCGAGAACAAUCAUUGUGUUUGGCUGUAUUAUGAUGGUUCUGGCAAUAGUUAUUAUCGUCAUCCCGCCGUGCUUCGGCUACUCUAUGAGAUAUCUGACAAACAUCACGGAUCCGGGGAAGCCGUUGCUGCUGCAAGCGUCCGUCGACAUCAUCGAAAAUACGUUCAACUUAAUGCUCCUGGCACUGUUAGUGUAUUUCGCUAUAUUAUUUUGUCUUCAAGGCUUUCUGAUAAUUAGCCGUGAUGAUGACAUAGAUUUAGAUUGGGCGAUUGGAAUAAAUCGAAUUUCUCUGAAGAUCAUCGGUCUUUGGCCAACCAACAAGUUAACUCGUCAGCAAAGAAUUUUGGCGGAUGUACGUGCCUUUAUUAUUUUUGUUACAAUGAUGAGCGCAUCGAUCUUACCCGGAAUAUUGGCACUGCUGAGAGUUUGGGGUGAUGUAAUGGCGAUGUCAGACAACUUGCAGAUCGGACUGCCAUUCACAGCGACCGGUAUAAAAUAUAUCAUCAUGUGGUUUCGCAGAAGUGAUCUCGUGCCGAUUAUAAAUAUGAUCGUGGAGGAUUGGAUGAGGGAGAAAACGGCGCAAGAACGAAAUGCCAUGAUAAAGCAAGCAAGAUUUGCCAGAGCGAUCGUCAUGUUCGGGGCUAUCGCGAUGUCUUUCGCAUCCAUCGUCCUUAUCAUACCUCCGUGCUUUGGAUACACGUCAAGAUAUUUGACAAAUCUCACAGAUCCUGUGAAAGAAAGACCGUUUCUGUUGCAAACGUACUACUUGCGAGACUCGUCGCAGAGCCCGUAUUACGAAAUCGCAUUCACCGCCCAGGCCAUAUCGAUUGUGAUGGCCGCGAUUUCUUACACGGGCAUCGAUACCUUCCUGGGCCUGGUUGUAUUUCACAUAUGUGCUCAGCUGGAUAUUCUCAAAGAGCGAAUGCUCAAUUUGAAUAACUUCAAAGACUUUAGGACCGGAUUACGCUUUAAUAUCAAGGAUCACCUGCGUCUUAUCAGAUCCGUCGAUGUCAUCGACAACACGUUUAACUUGAUGCUCCUGGCAUUGUUAGUGUUUUUCGCUAUGCUAUUUUGUCUCCAAGGAUUUCUGAUAGUUAGCAUCAUUGACGGGGAAGGCGAUCUUUCUUAUAUGCGAAUAUGUUGGCUUGUUUCAAUUCUUAUUAAUACAUUCGUUCACAUGUGCCUGUACUGCGUGGUCGGAGAAAUUCUUAUAGCCAAGGCGGAAGGAGUGUAUUACGCGGCGUAUAACUACGAGUGGUACUUGUUGGAGCCGAAAGAAGCCAAAAAUCUACUAAUGAUAAUGAUUCGCGCUGAAAAACCUUUGUACAUUACUGCAGGCAGAAUAUUUCCCAUGACAUUGUCCCUGUUUUGCAGUGUAAGACACGUCUUUUUUGAUAAAAACAUCAGCUGGUUAUAUAUCUGUAUUGCUCGCUAA
Linepithema humile (Argentine ant) is the source of this 1764-nucleotide messenger RNA. The record is from RefSeq and is a predicted model, not a curated record. NCBI's taxonomy places the organism in Eukaryota, Metazoa, Arthropoda, Insecta, Hymenoptera, Formicidae.